GCCAGCUCGGGUUAGGCCUUCCAAGGCCCAGCCUAUCCUGUGGAGCCGUGGAGGGAUUUUCCGUCCACAGACCGGAACCGAGAGCAUAGAGCACAGACUGACAGACAGAAAAGAAGAAGACGAGAACGGAAGGUAUGCAACCAUGGUGUUGCAGUGCACUCCCUUCAUCAUCCCCCUCCAUUUCCAGAUUCAUCUCAGAUCACCCGUCUCUCUCUAUGCUAGAGAAGAGGUGCACCAACAUGUCAGACCUCCAAAAGCUCCAUGCCCACAUCAUCAAGACCGGUCUGGCCAAAGACACCAUUGCCGCUAGCAGGGUGCUAGCCUUCUCCGCCACCUCCCCGGCCGGUGAUAUCAACUACGCCUACUCGGUCUUCUCUCAAAUUCAAAACCCAAAUCUAUUCACAUGGAACACCAUCAUUAGAGGCUUCUCCCAGAGCUCCACUCCUCUUCGUGCCAUCUCUCUCUUCACUGACAUGUUGCAGUCUUCACCUAUUGAACCCCAGAGACUCACUUACCCUUCUCUCUUCAAGGCCUAUGCCCAACUGGGUCUAGCCCAUGAUGGAACUCAGCUCCAUGGGAGGAUUAUAAAACUUGGGCUCGAAUCUGAUCCCUUCAUUCGUAACACAAUCAUCUUCAUGUAUGCAACGUGCGGUUUCUUAAUCGAAGCUUGUCGCCUGUUCGAUGUUUCUAACUCGGACGUUGUUGCAUGGAAUUCCAUGAUCACGGGUCUAGCUAAAUUUGGGGAAAUUGAUCAGUCUAGAAGGUUGUUCGAUAAAAUGCCGAAGAGAAGUACAAUAUCCUGGAAUUCCAUGAUUAGCGGGUAUGUAAGGAACGGGAAUUUCAAGGAAGCUAUGGAUCUGUUUGAUGAAAUGCAGAAGGAAGGUAUCAAGCCGAGUGGGUUUACAAUUGUAAGCUUGUUAAACGCUUGCUCUGGCUUAGGAGCUCUCGAGCAAGGGGAGUGGCUUCAUACUUAUAUAGAGAAGAAUGAGAUUGAAACAAAUAGUAUAGUUUCAACUGCUAUUAUUGACAUGUAUUGUAAGUGUGGGUGCGUCGACAAGGCUCUUCAGGUGUUUGAGACCAUCUCUGAAAAAGGGCUUUCAUGUUGGAACUCCAUGAUAUUAGGCCUAGCAAUCAACGGUUGUGGGAAGGAAGCAAUUCAAUUUUUUUCAAGGCUUCAAUCUUCUGGUUUGAGACCUGAUGAUGUCAGCUUUAUUGGCGUGCUAACCGCUUGCAGUCAUUCAGGCAUGGUAAAUGAAGCAAGGAAGUAUUUCUCAGCAAUGAAAGAAACAUAUAAUAUUGAACCCACAGUCAAGCAUUACAGUUGUAUGGUUGACGCCUUAGGCCGAGCUGGACUUCUUGAAGAGGCAGAAGAGUUUAUAAUUAAUAUGCCAGAAAACCCAGAUGCUAUUAUAUGGAGCUCCUUACUUUCAGCUUGUAGGAAACAUGGAAACAGUGAAAUGGGAAAACGGGCAGCAAGGCAGAUGAUUGAGUUGGACCCGAGUGAAACUUGCAGCUAUAUACUUUUGUCAAAUGUUUAUGCAGCGGCAGGUCAAUUUGAGAAUGCAAUGGAUGCAAGGUUGUCCAUGAAGGAGAAGCAAAUUAAAAAGGAGCCCGGAUGCAGUUUGGUUGAAGUGAAUGGUGUGGUUCAUGAGUUUGUAGUUGGUGGGAGACUGCAUCCUCAAGCCAGAGAGAUCCAUGCCGUGUUGGAUGAGCUUAGUGUGAUGUCUAAGGAGAUAGAACAUGUCCAGCAUGGUACAAUUGAUGGAAUUAGUUCAUGAACGAAGUUUCAGAACAAUGUAAUAUAAAAGAAACACAUAUUCGAAAAAAAAAAUCUCU
Molecule: messenger RNA, 1836 nt
Organism: Nelumbo nucifera (sacred lotus)
Lineage: Eukaryota; Viridiplantae; Streptophyta; Magnoliopsida; Proteales; Nelumbonaceae
Product: Pentatricopeptide repeat (PPR-like) superfamily protein
Biological process (GO): RNA modification
Molecular function (GO): RNA binding; protein binding
Source: RefSeq, a predicted model, not a curated record